AUGGGUAAUGGGCGCUCAGCUAGCUUCUGGUUUGAUGUCUGGACUCCCUUGGGCCAGCUAAUCAUGCAUCUGGGACCUCUGGGUCCGAGAGCUCUGCGCAUUCGAAAGGACGUUGUAGUUGCUGAUGCAACUCGAGGAUCAAAUUGGGAUCUACCUCAUCCUAGAUUGCAACAGGAAGUUGCUCUUCACUCUUAUCUCACCACUAUUUCAUUGCCGUUAUCUACUGAGUGUGAUGAUAUGUUUGAAUGGAUUGCUGGUGAUUCCUCCUUAUGUACUUUCAGGUCAGCUACAACGUGGGAAGUACUGCGUCCUAGGGAGGAGACCAAGGACUGGUUUGAUGUCAUAUGGCUCAAAGGUUCCGUCCCGAAGCUCGCCUUCACAAUGUGGGUUGCUAAUUACGACCGCCUCCCCACCAGAACCAGGCUUGCGUCUUGGGGAGUUCCGAUCUCCGCUGAUUGCCCAAUCUGCUCUAGAGACUUGGAGACUAGGGACCACAUCUUCUUAUCCUGUGAUUACAGCUUUGAAGUCUGGCGAGAAGUUCUGAUCCGGUGUAAUCCUCCCACCUCUAGGUUCACAGAAUGGUCUGAGCUUCUAUCUUGGAUUCGAGCUGCUACUUCGAAGGAGCUAAGGCUCUUAAGGAAAUUGGCUACGCACACAGUGAUCUUUCACCUAUGGAAACAUCGAAAUAAUCUCAUCCAUAAUCAGACUUCCCUGUCUGUGACAACUGUAUUCCAUAGCAUUGAUAGAGAGAUGAAGAAUAUUAUCUCAGCUAACAGGUACCGAAAGAGUUUAUGUUCCCUUAUGGCGUUAUGGUUGAGAUAA
This is a messenger RNA of Brassica napus (rape), 822 nucleotides long. RefSeq lists its product as uncharacterized. NCBI's taxonomy places the organism in Eukaryota, Viridiplantae, Streptophyta, Magnoliopsida, Brassicales, Brassicaceae. The record is from RefSeq and is a predicted model, not a curated record. The coding region runs from base 1 to 822 and encodes 273 amino acids. The transcript has a single exon.